Molecule: messenger RNA, 2169 nt
Organism: Callorhinchus milii (elephant shark)
Lineage: Eukaryota; Metazoa; Chordata; Chondrichthyes; Chimaeriformes; Callorhinchidae
Gene: nsun5
Product: NOP2/Sun RNA methyltransferase 5
Exons: 10
Coding region: 144-1589 (481 amino acids)
Biological process (GO): rRNA base methylation
Cellular component (GO): nucleolus
Molecular function (GO): methyltransferase activity
Source: RefSeq, a predicted model, not a curated record
GGGGCUGUGAGUGUGAGGGGUGGAGCGCCACCUGCAGGAAGCUGUCAUCCAGACGUGACCUCACGCCGUAAAGCGGGGCGGUGUGUCGUGCUGCGGACACUGCCGUCAGUGGGAUUGUCGCGGCGGCGGCGGCGGCGGCAGCAAUGGCGCUGUACGUGAAGGCGGCUGAGAUCGUGGAGCGGGUGGAGAGCAAACGCGGCUCUGUCAAGGACCUGGUGUACAACAGCGGCCAUCAGAACAUUAAGCAGCUUUUUGCACUGGUUUGCGAAACCCUGAAGUACGCCGGCAUUCUGAAGGAAAUCAUCGGCUCCACCAAACUGCUGAAGCAGGAGAAGAAGCUGCAGCUUAGCGUCGCCAAGGUGCUGGUGUACGACCUGCUCUUCGGGAAGGGCGUGAAGUGCGGGGGCAACUGGAAAGCGAUCAUCACCAAACAUCGCUCGCAGCUCAAGUCGGCGCUUGCCCGGCUGAAGGUCAAAAGGAAAGUCAGCCGCAAUGAGGACCUCAUCGUGAGCAAAGCAUCCGGCAGCCAAGGUUGCCGGGUGCCUCGCUACGUCAGGGUGAACCUGCUGAAAACCAGCACCAACGAUGUGAUCGACUACUUCAGACGGGAUGGUUUUAUUUACCGCGGUCGAGCGACCAGUGUGAAUGACCUCAAACACCUGAAGGGAAAAGAGUUUAUCUGUGACCUCCACCUGCCAGAGUUACUGGUGUUUCCUUCGACCAUAGACCUGCACCAACACUUCCUAUACACGGCAGGCCAUAUCAUUCUCCAGGACAAGGCCAGUUGCCUCCCGGCACAUCUUCUCAACCCCCCGCAAGGGUCGCACGUAAUCGAUGCCUGUGCAGCUCCAGGGAACAAGACAAGUCACCUCGCUGCUAUUCUCCGUAACAAAGGGAAGCUCUUUGCCUUUGACCUGGACAUCCAGCGUUUGGCCACGAUGGGCACGUUGCUGCUCCGGGCCGGAGUCACCUGCCACCAGCUAGCCAACGAGGACUUCCUACUGGUGGCUUCCAGCGACCCCAAGUACCAGGAUGUCAGGCACUUACUGCUGGACCCCUCGUGCAGCGGUUCUGGAAUCGUCAGCCGCCUGAAGCAGGUGACUGAGGAUGAGGAGUCCGCCUCGCCAGAGCGUUUGCAGGCGCUGUCCAGCUUCCAGCGCAAAGCCCUGUGUCACGCUCUCAGCUUCCCCCGGGUGCAGCGCGUGGUCUACUCCACCUGCUCGGUCCAUCAGGAGGAGAACGAGGAGGUGGUGCGGGAGGUGCUGCAGCAGCACAGGGACAGCUUCAGACUGGUGAAUUUGAUGCCCUCCUGGCCAUACCGUGGUCUGGACACAUUCCCCGAAGGCUCCCUGUGUCUCAGGGCCUCUCCAGACCAGACUUUGACCAAUGGUUUUUUUGUGGCCAUGUUUGAGAGGUGGAGCGGAGAGAAGACAACAGAACAGACCAAGAGUCCCUCUCAGGCUAAGGCAUCACUGUCUGCGGUUGACACGGUCGGAAUGGAUGGAAACUCUGAGGCUUCCCCAUCUACAGCUCCAACCGUCAAGAGGAAACGGAAGAAGAAAAAGAAGAAGCUGCAACCAUCAGCUUAGCUUCAAACAUCAGCUGAGGAACAGAGGUGUGUGUGAAGACAAACUGGGAAUCUGAAACACACAGUGGACAAGACCUAAUUAACAGCUGACUUAGGAGUGAGGAGCCCUGUGCAGACAGAAUGGAUGAAAUUGGUGUAUGAUGUAUUGAUUGAUAUUGCACUGGCACAGGUACCUCUGCUCUGGACCAGUCACUUCUAAACAUUUUCUUGCCCAUCCUGGGUCUGGACACAAGAAGGAGCUGAGGGGGUCCCAGCCUGACUCGUUUCCCUUCCACCUUCUCUUGCAACGGAGCCUAAAACCAACCUCAAGGACAUGAUCAACACACGUUUGUUACCCCCCAGGUGACUCAACAAGCAGCAGCGUCCAGUUCAAAUGGAUUCAGUGAUUGGUUUGAUGGGUUAAUCGUCAGCAGUGGGCAUAAGCUCUUCACUUCUCUCCUACGCUAGGAAUGUCCCAAAUUGUGCCAGGCAAAGUGGGACGGGCAGUGCCGAGAACUUGGAUAUACAAGAGCUGUACUGCACACAGUCAUUGCACAGUGCAGUUCUGUAGAUACAGUAUUAAAUGGUUUAGCUCUGGUUCA